AUGAAUUUUACAAAACCACCGUUACCCUUCUUUGGAAAUAAGAGUAGAUGUAAAGAUAUUCUAUUGAGAGAACUUAAGAAACUACCGAAUGGUCUAACAUUUGUAGACUUGUUCGGUGGAAGUUUCUAUAUAUCCCAUUUGUGCCAUACAAUAUUUCCUGACUCAAAGAUUAUAUGCAAUGACUUCGACAACUAUAUGAACCGUCUCAAACAUAUACCAGACACAAACAAAAUAUUGAAAGAGUUAAAAGAAAAGAUACCUAUAGGUAAGAUGGAACGUAUACCAUUAGAUAAGAAAAAUACUGUCAGAGAGGUUUUGAAAAAGGCAGAGUAUAUUGACUGGGAUAGUAUAUCUGCUAGACUAUUAUAUAGUGGUGCUAUAAGAGUUCAUGACAUUGAAACACUUAUGUCAAAAGUUUUAUAUCUUAACUAUACAAAUGUUUUCAAAGAGAACAUAGAAAAA
Trichomonas vaginalis G3 is the source of this 462-nucleotide messenger RNA. Its product is annotated as phage tail repeat-like family. The transcript has a single exon. Lineage: Eukaryota; Parabasalia; Trichomonadida; Trichomonadidae. The annotation marks the transcript as partial. Gene Ontology annotation, molecular function: site-specific DNA-methyltransferase (adenine-specific) activity. The record is from RefSeq and is a predicted model, not a curated record.